AUGUUAGGUCCUGAGUUAGUUCAAGAAACUACCGAUAAAAUAUUCAAGAUUCGAGACCGUAUCAAGGCGGAUCGAGACAGACAGAAAAGCUACGCGGACAGACACCGCAAACCAUUGUCUUUUGAGGUUGGAGACAAGGUGUUGCUAAAAGUCUCGCCGUGGAACGGCGUAGCUAGAUUCGGUAAGCAAGGGAAGCUUAGCCCGAGAUACAUAGGACCAUACGAAAUCUUGGAAAAGAUUGGAAACGUCGCCUGCAAGUUAAAACUGCCAGAAACACUCAGUAGCGUUCACGACACUUUCCAUGUGUCGAAUUCGAAAAAGUGUCUCUCGGAUGAAUCACUUAUUAUUCCCCCAGACGAAAUCCGUGUAGAUGAUAAACUCGAUUUCAUCGAAGAACCUGUUGAGGUUUUGGAUUAA
Molecule: messenger RNA, 417 nt
Organism: Helianthus annuus (common sunflower)
Lineage: Eukaryota; Viridiplantae; Streptophyta; Magnoliopsida; Asterales; Asteraceae
Exons: 1
Coding region: 1-417 (138 amino acids)
Source: RefSeq, a predicted model, not a curated record